AUGCAUCUUAUGUACACUAUUGGUCCUGACGGCAAGCGCGUCUACACCUUGAAGAAGAUCCCGGACGAGGACAAUUCACAAUUACUGACACGCAGAAGCCACCCUGCCCGCUUCUCCCCCGAUGACAAGUACUCUCGUCACCGUGUGACCCUCAAGAAGCGCUACGGUCUCCUCAUGAACCAGACCCAGAAAUCCUCCUGUACGAAUUGA
Penicillium chermesinum is the source of this 210-nucleotide messenger RNA. RefSeq names its product H/ACA ribonucleoprotein complex subunit NOP10. The coding region runs from base 1 to 210 and encodes 69 amino acids. Gene Ontology annotation, molecular function: box H/ACA snoRNA binding; telomerase RNA binding. Gene Ontology annotation, cellular component: box H/ACA snoRNP complex; box H/ACA telomerase RNP complex. The record is from RefSeq and is a predicted model, not a curated record. NCBI's taxonomy places the organism in Eukaryota, Fungi, Ascomycota, Eurotiomycetes, Eurotiales, Aspergillaceae. Gene Ontology annotation, biological process: positive regulation of telomerase RNA localization to Cajal body; rRNA pseudouridine synthesis; snRNA pseudouridine synthesis. The transcript has 4 exons.